AUGUCCGUCGAUGACAAAUUUUACGUAUUUUAUAAUAUUUUAUUAGACUCAAAUUUGAAGAAGACUAUGUUAAAUCAAAGUAAUUCUGACGUCUCACUUGGUGAACAACCAACAGUUGUUAUUAAUAAAACAAGACGAAAUUCUUUACAAAUGAACAAAAAAAAAACAGCAAUUCCGAAAUUAAAUACAGACACUAUACUCGUUACAAAACAACCAGACAAUCAAAGACCAGGAAAAUAUCCAUCAAAUCCAAAACUUUCUAAUCUGAAAAACCUGGAAUAUAAAGAAAAAAAUCCUGUUGGCUCUUUCGUAGAUUAUCCAUCUGAAGUUCUUCAAAAAACUACAAAUUUUGACGCUAACGGUUAUGAAACUCAAUGUACUGUAAUAGCUGGAAAAUCAGAAUUACAAGGCAAUUUAUCAAGCCCAUUUACGAUGGAACAUUCACGCACAGCUACAGAUAUUGAUAUCAACUGGUCAAGAUUGCAGAGUUCACAAGACAAUACUACUAUUGGAAAAUCGUCGAAACUAUCAAGUCUUAAUAAUGAAUCUUGGCGAUUGAGUUUUUAUGGUGAAAAAAAUGAACCAGAUUCAUCUAAAACACCAGAUAAGAACAGUUAUCAUGAUUAUUAUUACCAUUACUGCUGGAGAAAAGAAGUAGCAAAGAAGAACAUAGCGGUGCAAGACCUUUGGGACUACAACGGAAGAUGUAAAAAAUGCCAGAAACAUAGGAUUACUCCUUAUCGGAGGAAAUUAACCGAAAAUAACGUCCAACUUUUAAUUCUAAGAAGUUUUCCGAUUUCUUCAGUACCAAGGUCAUUGAAAUAUUUAAAAAGGCGUAUGUCAAUCGGCCGUAUCUGUAGACGGCGAUGGAAAUGCGUCUGGAAGAAAACAACCGAAAGAUGGACUAACUGGUCCAAAUCACCGUAUAAGUUUAGAAAAUUCCGAUCGAUUAACUUAAAAAAAUCUAACAAAUGGAAUGACGCAGAUGUCCAAACAACAAUAUUCCUCUAUAACGAAAGAGGCGCCUCGGUGAGAUCAGCGACGAGUGCGAAAUCAUAUCUGAGGCACGCAAACGUUGGUCCGUCCAUGUUCCGAUUCCACACAUAUCCUUCGAAACUCAUUGGAAAUUCUCCAAACCAAUCGAAGGCAACGUCAUACAAGUCCUUGCGUUGUCAAUGCAAUUCUUUUGACGACAAAGCGAAAGAGUGCUUUUUCCCUUAUGGAAUACCAGGCGGGGAAAAUAAAGAAGAUAAUAUUAAAACUAUUGAAAGUAAGAACACGAGUGCUAUUAUCGACCCAAGUUUGAUGAAGUUUGCCGAUAGGCAGUCACAGGAUGCGUACACGCAGAUGUUAAUAACUUGUAACAAUGCAGAGACAAACGUCAAGCUAAAGUUAGAUAUUGCUAGAAAUGUUUUAAGAGCGCAGACAAGUGAUAUCUACAUAUGUGGUUCGGGUAUAGACGAAGGAAUACAAACAUUGAUCUCGAGUAAAUCACAUAGAUCCAUUAGGACAAUGACCUCUAAGAAUAACCUAAAUAAAGAGAUUCAGGCAUCUCCAGAUUCAUCAAUUAGAAAAGUGUCCACGUUUAUCAUAGAUCAAGAUAAACUGCAAGAUGCCAAAUCGAGUGUCGUUACUGACACAAGUAUACCGUAUAGAAGAUUGAACACUAAGUUAUUGACGCCGAAAGGAACAAUUUUAUCAUGCACAGGUACAAAAAUCACGUCCGUUUCAUCUGUUCACAUUCAAACUGCGUCCUUUAUAUCCAGAAUCCCUAAAAUUACAACGAGUACAGCUGUAUCAACUGUUUUGAAUACGGAAAACAGAGAUUAUUCGACAGCACCAUCUUUGAAUUUGAGUAUUCUAGAAGAUGUUUCAAUGGGCACGGAUAAUGCAAAAGUUAGCAGGAAUGAAAAAUCGACUUCGUACGCCCAAUUUACAGAUUAUAUAAACGCCGGUAUAUCUACCUCGAACCUACUGCAACAACUCUCUUUUAACGAUGGACCUCAUUAUACACAGAAGAGUUUUGGAGCAGGAGUUCAUCCAGAAUGUUCUUCUAUUUGUAUCAAUACGGAUGUAGAAACAAUACCAAAGUCAAUAGAAACAGGAAGUUCCAUUGAAUUCAAACAUGGAAUAAAGAAAAUCGAUCGUUAUUCUCAAUACAGCACGAGGAGCUCAAUGAGAAGCAACCAAUUAUCUAAUGCUUCAGACCAUUCGGCUCGCAUCGGUCAUAGUCGGCUGUUGUCGGUGCAAACUCUUGGCGAAUCACUCUACGUGCCACCAAAGCAGACAGUAUGUUCGACGCUUGACAAAAAAAUGAAGACUACGCAACAGCAGAGUAUAUCGUCAGCUUCACAAAUUAAUUCAGUAGACACACUCCGCAAAUACCAAUUAUCAAAGAAUAUUCAAGCAAAAUUAGAUACUGAAAAAAGUAACGUGGUCGCUCACUUAAAACCUUCUUGCAAUGACCUUCCAUGCAAGAUCGAAAGCAAUUCAAAUAGAAUAAUUCCUAUCUCGGAGCCGAAUGUUGUGACGAGCAAUUUGAACGCAUCUAAAUGGAUAAAGGGUUGUGUUAAUGAAUCAAGGAAAGAUGUCCAAUCAAUAAUUGAUUUGAGUGAGUCAACUGUAACAGAGUCUUUGGAGCGUGCGUCCUACGCUAUAGACAAUUCUGAUGAUAAAAAAACACUUAACGAGAUGAAAAAUCUAUCGAAAGUCGUUAUAAAUCAACAGCGCGCUAUCAAUUGUGCGAAACCUCUCGAAGUUGUCUCAUCGAUAAGCGUCACCGAAAUCUGUCCCACGAAAAACGAUAAUCAGCCAAAUAAACAACCUGUACCAGUUAAACCAAGUGAUUCUAGAAAGUUCGUCGUGGAUCAAAUAGCUUCAGGUCGGGUAUUAACGAAUGACGUCACUGAAUCCAUACAAGUUCGUCCAGAAGUGGAAGAUGCCGCAACAGACAGUAUUCGUUCAAUAAUAUAUAAAUCAAAUUUUGCUGGAAGUUCCCAAAUCCUACCGAAUUUAUUGUGUUAUUGUGAUGGAAAAUCAAAUACAAGUAAUAAAGUUACAGAAAUCUUAAGAGAAAUGACAUCACGAAUGACAUCAUGUAUGUUUUGUGCCCAUGCGGAAUGCUGUCCAAGAUGUAAUCGUCCAGCCAAAACGGACACAUCCAUUCAAGCUGUGGCGGAAUUUCUCACUUGUCCAAAAUGUACUUCAAGGAUUGUUGAUACAUUACUGGAUGAUCAGGAUACAAUCGAAGAUAAAAAUUGGCACCUGACAACGAAUAGUCUUUACUUCAGUAACUUACUAGCAAUGAAGUUAGCUAUAUUUAAAGAUUAUUUUCAAAAACAUCUAGCACCAUCUGUUGAAACAAAUUUGUACCACACACCGACGACGCCGAUUUUUUUUACUGAAGCAUGCACAAUGAAACCUAGCGGAAGACAAGACGUAUACUGUCAAGCAAAAAUAUCAAGACAUCACACUAAAAUUAAAAAUAAACGAUCUUGUUUUCUUUCACCAGCGUAUAGUUUGGUCGAUAUAAGAGAAAACCAAGAAAAAGACGAGCUGAAAGCGGUAUAUGAUAUUCUUACAGCUAUAGAAGGAAGAGUUCGUAGGAUAAAAAACCAUUUGCAUACUUAAUUUGCUGAUAACAUAAUAGAUGGCGCUGACUGUCAAAAUAAAAAGUGUGGGAA
Molecule: messenger RNA, 3683 nt
Organism: Nymphalis io (European peacock)
Lineage: Eukaryota; Metazoa; Arthropoda; Insecta; Lepidoptera; Nymphalidae
Exons: 31
Coding region: 1-3630 (1209 amino acids)
Source: RefSeq, a predicted model, not a curated record